AUGGCGCUGCUAGUCGAUAAACUACGCCCUCGCUCUCUCGAUGCCCUUACCUAUCACAAAGAUCUUUCCGAGCGCCUUGCAUCCUUGGCUGCCUCUGCUGACUUCCCUCAUCUCCUUUUUUACGGUCCGUCUGGAGCCGGGAAGAAGACGCGAAUCCUCGCAACUCUCCGUGCUCUAUACGGCAGUGGCGCUGAGAAGAUCAAGAUAGAUGCACGAAUAUUCACCACCUCCUCCAACCGCAAACUCGAAUUCAAUAUCGUCUCUUCGGUAUACCAUCUUGAAAUUACUCCGAGCGACGUCGGCUCCUAUGACCGUGUGGUGAUCCAGGAAUUACUAAAAGAAGUGGCACAGACCCAACAAGUCGAUCUCACAGCGAAACAGCGCUUCAAGGUCGUGGUGAUCAAUGAGGCAGAUGGAUUGAGUCGCGACGCGCAAGCGGCUCUUCGACGGACAAUGGAGAAAUACAGCGCGAAUGUCAGAUUGAUACUCGUGGCCAAUAGCACGGCCGGCAUCAUCGCUCCCAUCCGCAGCCGUACACUGCUGGUGCGAGUUGCUGCACCAACGGAGGCUGAAAUUUGCGACGCCCUUGUCAAGGCGGGCAAGAAGGAGAAUUGGAGGGUCAUCCCGGUGCUGAACGAGCGUAUUGCGAAAGAGUCCGGCCGCAACCUCCGCAAGGCACUACUCAUGUUCGAAGCCGUCUAUGCACAGCAUCCGGAACCCACUGAGAAAACACCCAUCCCUCCGCCUGACUGGGAGAUUCUAGUCGAGCAAAUCGCACGGGACAUCAUCCGAGAGCGUUCGCCGCAAAUGAUCCUGCAGACUCGUGCGAAACUUUACGAUUUGUUAACGCACUGUAUCCCUGCCUCGAUGGUGUUGAAGACGCUGUGCUGGAAACUCGUCGCGCAGCCUGAGGUGGAGGACCCCCUAAAAGCAGAGGUGGUCAAGUGGGCAAGUUUCUACGAGCAUCGCAUUCGACUUGGCAGUAAGGUCAUCUUUCACCUCGAGGCAUUUGUCGCGAAGUUCAUGCGCGUCUUUGAAGGGUAUCUGGUCGGCAUGGAUUUGUGA
Messenger RNA from Rhinocladiella mackenziei CBS 650.93, 1065 nucleotides. RefSeq names its product replication factor C subunit 5. Gene Ontology annotation, molecular function: DNA binding; DNA clamp loader activity; ATP hydrolysis activity. The coding region runs from base 1 to 1065 and encodes 354 amino acids. The transcript is spliced from 2 exons. Gene Ontology annotation, biological process: DNA repair; DNA-templated DNA replication. Gene Ontology annotation, cellular component: Ctf18 RFC-like complex; Rad17 RFC-like complex; DNA replication factor C complex. NCBI's taxonomy places the organism in Eukaryota, Fungi, Ascomycota, Eurotiomycetes, Chaetothyriales, Herpotrichiellaceae. The record is from RefSeq and is a predicted model, not a curated record.